This is a messenger RNA of Anolis sagrei ordinatus, 3238 nucleotides long. RefSeq names its product WD repeat domain 43 (gene WDR43). Gene Ontology annotation, molecular function: protein binding. The record is from RefSeq and is a predicted model, not a curated record. Gene Ontology annotation, biological process: maturation of SSU-rRNA from tricistronic rRNA transcript (SSU-rRNA, 5.8S rRNA, LSU-rRNA). Lineage: Eukaryota; Metazoa; Chordata; Lepidosauria; Squamata; Anolidae. Gene Ontology annotation, cellular component: nucleolus.
CGGAACCCGUAGCUGGGCUGCGACGAGGGAGGUGCCGGAGCGAGUGCGCCUGCGCAGAGGCGAACACGUGGCCGCUCGCUGGCCUUGCUGGGAGCCUCAGAGGGACGGGCCUGGUCUGGCCUGGCGCGAGGGAAGCGGAGCCAUGGCGGCAGCGGCGGCGGCGGGAGACGCGACCUGCGGCUGCGGGGAAGAGGCCUCGAUUCCCGCCGGCGGCGGCGUCGUCUUCGUGGCGGGGACGCCGUGCGCCUUCUCCCCCCGCGAGCGGCGCCUCCUGGCGCUCUCGGGCCCGGAUGGGAGGCUCCGCGUGUGGGAGACCGACACCAGCAGCCUCCGCCGCCCGCACCGCGAGUACGUGCCCUCGGCCCACCUCAGCGCCGCCUGCACCUGCCUGGCCUGGGCCCCGCCGAGCGGGCGCCGCUCCUCGCCCGCCAAGGAGGGCCCGCAGAGAAAGAAGAGGAAAUCUGAAGCAGUAGAAGCAGGUGAACAGUUAGAUCUUUUGGCUAUUGGUACCGCAGAUGGCAGCAUUUUAUUAUACAGCACAAUAAAAGGAGAAUUACAGAGCAAAUUAAGUGGCCAUGACAAUAAAGUUAACUGUGUACGGUGGCACCAGGACAAUGGUUGCUUGUAUAGCUGUUCAGAUGACAAAAAUAUCGUGGAAUGGAACAUACGGACGUGCAAAGUAAAAUGCAAAUGGAAAGGAGAUAACAGCAGUGUGAGCUCACUGUGCAUCAGUCCUGAUGGAAGGAUGCUUCUUUCAGCUGGUCGAUCUAUCAAAUUGUGGGACUUGGAGACCAAAGAAGUCUACAGACAUUUCACAGGACAUGCUACAGCAGUUUCAACGCUUAUGUUCAUCACAGAACGGCCUCUGAAUGAAAACCAGCCCUUUGAUGGAAUUACAGGGCUCUAUUUCUUAUCUGGAGCAGUGCAUGACCGGUUACUCAGUGUGUGGCAGGUGAGAUCAGACAGGAAAGAAAAGAACGCCGUGAUGAAUUUCACAGUAACAGAUGAACCAAUUCAUAUUGAUGUGACGAUAUCAGAAAGCAAAGAGGAGCCAGUGAAACUAGCAGUUGUAUGCAGAGAUGGGCAGUUGCAUGUAUUUGAGCAGGUUUUAAAUGGAUACUGCAAAAAACCAUUGACAUCGAAAUGCACAAUCCAGAUAGCCACACCUGGAGAUAGUAGUGAUUCCACGCCAAAACCAGUCCCUAUUUUAGCAGCGGCAUUUUGUCCAGAUAAGGCAUCAUUGCUCCUUGUCUAUGGCAACUCCUUACAGCCUGUUCUUGAGAGAGUGUCUUUGAAUAGUUCAGAACCACAGAUGUGCUUAGUAAGAGACAUUCAGAAGACUCUGACACUUAAAACAGAAAUGGCUGUCACAAAGGUAAAGACUCCUAUCAUCAGUUCAGAAGUCAAAACAUUAGUGCCUGGAAUUCCUGGACAUAGUGCAGCUGUCCAAGCUACAUCUUUCAGGAAAAAAAUGGAAACAAAACGGAAACCAGGUGGUAAAGAGGAGAGCAUUGAAGACCGCCUUGGUGCAAUGGAUAUUGAUGGGAUGAAAGUGAAACAGUCAUCAGGAGAGCUUCCUCAGAUUGACAAUUUUGCAGUGCUUUUGGUCCAAGGCUUGGAAAGCAAUGAUGCUGAAAUUUUAAACAAAGUGCUUCAGACCAGGAAGGAUGCAGUAAUAAAGAAAACAGUAGCCCGAAUGCCUGUGCAUGCUGUCAUUCCACUGCUACAUGAGCUCACAAAAAGGCUACAAGGUCACCCGUACAGUGCCUCACAAAUGGUUCGAUGGCUGAAGCCUGUUUUGACUAUACACACAUCAUACCUUUCAACAUUGCCGGAUCUGGUCCCUCAGCUGGGAAUGCUGUAUCAGUUGAUGGAGAGCAGAGUGAAGACAUUGCAGAAACUGUCUCGUUUGCAUGGGAAACUCUAUCUUAUUAUUACCCAGGUUGCAGCUUUGAAAAACGCACAGGAUGGGCCUGAGGUUGACCAGACUGCAAAGCUGGUAUAUGAGGAAGAAUCAUCAGAAGAAAGUUCAGAGGAUGAGAUGGUGGCAGAAAAAGACUCAGAUGAGAAUUGGGAUGAAGAGGAUGAGGAAGAAGAUGAGAAGAACAGUGGAAGAGACGAAUUAUCAGAUAAGGAAGAGGAGAUGGCCGUAGAUAAAGAAAUCAAUGGUGAAUCAGAUUUGGACCCAGAAAAUGAAAGUGAAGAAGAAUAGCAUUAAAUUUUCAAAAGCCGAUUGGAGCUGGCCACCAAAAUGAUUAAUUUCUGGAUUGCCAUGCUGGAAACUGCUUGCAUCACACAAGGGAAUGCAGACUUGAUACCUGGCCAGCAUAUUAGGACACUCUGUUCCCAACUCCAGAAUGUGUAAUAACAAUGCCAGCCUUCUUGAUUCUUAUGGCCUGAGUUUCCUGGGAUCAUGGUGAAAUAUUUCUCUUCUGCAUAGUUGGCACGUUGCCCUUUUACUUGGACAUUUAUUUUGCAUCUCAAGUGAAAUGGUUUACCAAGGCCUUUUGGAUGGCAAACUUGCUGCAGCUUUGUUUAUCAGUUCCAAAUUCUGGAGGGAAGACCACUCUGUCUCUUCUUGACCUUCUUUGGUUACUUCCUUUUCAAGUUGGCAUCUUGCUACAUUUUUUUUGGAAGAGAAUAAAUAUUUUUGUAAGACCUAAAACAUCCUGUUGGAUUUUCUUGAUAGUUCUUCCUUUUAUCCUCUUUUUGCAGGUCCAUUCCUUCAUAACAGAAUUAUUCAUGCCUUGGUAGCGAUAACAGUGCUAACAAGGUUGAAAACAGCAUAUUCUUUUUAAAACCAAACUGAUUUUUUUAUGUGCGUGUGCAGAUCAGACACUUCUUGUACUUCCAAAAAGACUCAAUGAUGGUUCCGGACUUUUUGUUUUAAUAGCGCUUGUACAUAAGUCACUUCUGACUGAGAAAAUGUUCUGUCUUUGGUACAGUAAAUAAUAACAAUGGCCACAAAAUAAUUAUAAUAAUGAAAGGGGGGCAGAGGCUUGUGAAUAAUGUAACACAAAAGCAUACUGCAUUUAUUAUCCAUUUUUAAUCUUAGCGGGAGAACAUGGGAUGUUAUUAAUGCAGUCAAGAUGAAAUGGUAUGAACAGUUUUUAAGAACGAGGUUUUGAGCCAUUCACCAGUAAAAUGUACAGUUAUAUUUGUUUAUAAUUGGAGCUGUUGCAACCAAAUACUGCCCUCCUUUGUAAAGUGAAUAAAUAUACCUUACCUUUAUCAAGAA